This is a messenger RNA of Acanthaster planci (crown-of-thorns starfish), 9075 nucleotides long. RefSeq names its product rho guanine nucleotide exchange factor TIAM1-like. Lineage: Eukaryota; Metazoa; Echinodermata; Asteroidea; Valvatida; Acanthasteridae. The record is from RefSeq and is a predicted model, not a curated record. Gene Ontology annotation, biological process: small GTPase-mediated signal transduction; activation of GTPase activity. Gene Ontology annotation, molecular function: guanyl-nucleotide exchange factor activity; protein binding.
GACAACAGGUGUGUGUUUACGUUUUCACACAGAUCAAUCAUUUAUGCAGAGUUACCGGUGCGGAAAAUAAUCACACCAAUCGAAAAUUUGCUCACAAAGAGGUCGACCUACCACAAAGCUUCUCUUAUUAAUCGAGGUGGUGAGCGACCAACCACGAAGCUUGUUUCAUUGUGUUGGAUUGUGUACAUUGACUGCAGUUGGGAACCAAGAUGGCGGCUGGAAUUUACGGAAAGUGUGAGAAUGUUUUGACAAAAACGUAAUCCUCUGCCGUUAUUAAUAAGUGUGCGGCCACUGUCAAGAUGACCAGGAUAACUGACAGUCCAUGGCCCCGCAACAUGGAUAUGAGGUAGCCACAGCCAGACUUGCAGUAUGUAAACGCAAUCAACCGGCAAUCAGUUGAGAUCUUAGAUCGUAGAGUUAUCCCUAACACCGAGCAACUUACAAGACCGUGAAACGAGAGUUUUAAGAGAAGAUGGGCAUCAUCAUCUGCACCACCCUCGUCAGCCAUUCAGCAAUGACUUUGGUCCCACCGACCACUUUCGCAUCGUAAACAAGGCCAGCGUGCGUAAGCGAUUCCGAUUGGUUAGUCUGCCCCCUUCUCAAGAUGGCCGCCGACGGCAAACACAAACCCAAGGUGUGGAAUAAGCUGCGAGACGCCGUCAAUCGCAACGGCCUGAUGAGGCGUAUCAGCAUCCGCAAGAGCAGUCGCGUCAGGAGGUACGGGGAAGAAGACGAAGAGAACGCAGACAACGUCAACGACUACCUGCGUAGCCAUCCUCCAGUUCAGACGAUCCUCUUGGCCCAAGUCUACAGUCUCUUCAUUGACGGGGAGCAGCAACGUUGGGAGAAGAUCGUCGAUGAGGUAGUUCGCAUCAGUGUCACCCUAGAGCAGGAGUCUCCAAAAUACAUCUAUCACAUCACGACAGUUGAUGCUGAUCUCCAAGGCGUCUUGGAUGCUUACAUUUGUGUUCCAGGGGCCCAGUUGGUGAGGUGCACCUCCAGCUUCGUCCAGUGGAAGGACUCAGAGCAGGGCGGUGCCUGGGGGCUCAACUUCAUCUCGGACGAGGCAGCCGACAAGUUCAUCUCCCUCUGCUCGCCGAGUGAUAAUCCGCAGCUGAAGCGCUCCAAUUCCUCUGUUUGUUUGGAGACGUCAGAUCUCCCCGAACCCAGCGAGUACCGGAACGACGCGGACUGCAAGACCCCGACUGGGCCCAGCCCGGUGGCCUCCUGUGACAUCGAGGACGUGGUGAUUGAUGGGCUGGCCUAUGCGGGGGAGCCUGGCUCAGCGGAGAUGACGACUGAGGGGAGGGCAGAGAAGACCGACUGGCAGAAGCAGAUCAGCAUCCCCAUCUCGGGCGGCGUCCGGCGCAUGCUAGCAUCCCGCGACAACGGCCGUGACGUCAAGUAUGCCACCUACUCCAGCAGCCGCCGGUCCCAUUUUGCCAACUCGCUCUACGACAAUGUCAGUGAUGAGGAGGACCCUGAUGAAGACUACCAGUGCAAUAAGAAUGCCAGCAAGUGGUCCUAUGCCGACAAUCAUGUCACCAACUCAAACCGAAAAGCCGUCCCAGGGGAUAUCCCCACUCAGAGCGAGGACUCAAUUACACCCACCCCAAUAAAAAAGGUUAUGUCAAGGGAUGCUGAGACCACCUCCUCGGGGAAAAAUUCCAGAGAGAGCACCCCUCGUCACAGGCCCAAAAUCAUCAUCAAUCACACCACUCUCAAGAAGGACGGCAGUGCCGUCAGCCAGGAUUUACCGUCUCCCCCAGAGAAAAUAACCUCCUGCCCCUCGGACCAAACCUUGGAGGCAAGCGAGGGUGGGCUCCGCCCCCGCUCGAACACUGCCACCAGUCGUACCAGCUCCAAUGGCAGCAGCCGCGGGAGCACCAAGCGCCGAGGCUCCCGCAAGUCCAAGAUCAAGAGCCUGAUCGUGGGCUCGUCGACUGACCCGCUCAGUGACGUGGAGAAUACCCAAGAGCACCUGGCUCAGACCCACUCCCUCCUGCAGGCCUACGAACUGCACAUGCAGAACAUGAACGACAAGGACGACUGUGACAAUGUGAACUCAGACAGCGGGUUUUCACCCCGACCACCCUCCACACGGAGGUCCUCAUCCUUCAAACGGAAAGAUCCGAGGACGGUCACUUGCGGUAGUGAAGGCAGCAGCAGUGGUAUCAUGGGAGAACUCGGAACUCUCACAUCCAGUGAGGGACAUUACUCGCAGGGUACUGAUGAGGAUUUUCUGGACCUUGAGAACAUGAAGAAUUUUGCUUUGAAAGAUGAUGACGUUGAGGAGGAUGAUUCAGACAGUCACUCCUUCAGUUCCCUUCACUCUCAGGCCUCCACCUACACCCAGCGGGGAGCCAUCCGCAAGGCCGGCUGGCUGCAGUGCAAGAGCCUGUUGGUCCAGAAGAAGAAGAGGGUGGAGAGGGCAACCAAUAGGAAGUGGAAAGAGUACUGGGUUUGUCUGAAAGGCACCAUGCUUCUGUUCUAUCAUUGUGAAGAUAAAACCACUCCAGAUGAAAACAUCGAGCCAAGACAUAUACUUGUUGUGGAGGGCGGAAUUGCUCAGGCUAUCCCCGAACAUCCAAAGAGAGAUAACAUCUUCUGCCUCAGCACGGCAUUCGGAGAUGCUUACCUCCUGCAGUCACAAAGUCAAAUUGAGCUGGAAAAUUGGAUAACAGGCAUCCAUUCAGCGUGUGCAUCAGCCUUGGCCAGACAGCAUGGCAAGGAUGAUACAAUCCGACUCUUGAAAUCCGAAACACAGAAACUCGAAGCCAAAGUUGAAUCUGAGACCAAGAUGAAGAAGAUGGCAGAACUUCAGUUGACUGUCGUCACCCAGACGAAGAACAGACAAGCCAUUGUCAGUCAGAUUGCCCAGUGGGACCAGAACCUGGAACGCUUCCACCUGGAGCUCUACCGCCUGCGCUGUUACAUGGCCUCCCUGCAGGGCUCGGAGCUGCCCAACCCCAAGACACUCCUGGCCUGCGUCUCCAAGCCCACCAAGCACACCCUGGCCAAGCUAGACUUCUUCUCCGUCUCGUCCUUCCACGCCCUGGUGAGCGCCCGCAACCCCAUGGGCCUAAAGGGUCGGUUCUCCAAGCCUAGAUCCAAGAAGCAGAAGGGACUGUUUGGUACCCUGAAAAGAGCUUCCAGAGGGGCAACCGCCUUAGCAGCUGAUGCUGCAAGGGUAGCAGAAAGUCACAAUAACACGGCAGCCCCACCGGCCCAGUUUGAAGAAUCAGACCAAAAAUCACCUGACGAUGACGAAGCCAAGGCCAACGACCUUCCUAUCACUCAGUUGUUUGAGAGGCAAAUGGAGGAGGACCGCAGCAAAGCAAAGUGUCUGUCGGAGGAGCUGGUAGAGGGCGCCCUGGUCAAGGUGCAGCUGCCGGACAGCCAGAGCACCAUGGUAACGCUACGGCCGGGCAUGACGGUGCAAGACCUGCUCAUCAGCAGCUGUGUCAAUCGACAAAUGGAUUAUCACAACUACUAUGUCAAGUUCAACCAAGCUAUGCGAUUUGGAGCCGAGGUUAAGAUUCCUGACAAAAAUGCCAUCCUCGAGAAGGAGAAAUUCGAUGAAAUUGAAAUCUGCAGAAAAUGCAUCCAUCAAGUGGAGCUGUACAAGUUCAACGAGAACAUGGAUUUCGGUUUCAAGGUGGAGGCGGAGCUAGGAGAUGAUGCAGAGAGGGAAGAUCAACUCUGCGUCUUCAUCAGCGAGAUUGAAAAGGGGGGCCUUGCCUACCACCAAGAUUUGCACGUUGGCGACGAGCUCCUCUGCAUCCAGGGACGGGUGGUCUGCGACCUGGACAUGCUCUACAUCGAGAACCUGCUCCAGACCAGCUCCUCGGUCACGCUGACUGUCCGGUCCAGCAGGACAGUCUUUGCCCAGACCCAGGCCAUGCUGGACACCAACAGGUACAUCGACCAGUUGACCUGCCCACCCCCACCCAGCCAGAACCGGCUGACCGACGACAUGAUCGAUUUGCUGAUCAUACCCGGGCCAAACACCUAUGAAGAGAGCGAGGGGUCGGACGUCAGCCUCCUGUCUUCCACCCCAUCCCAGGGUCCCAGCCCGCUCAGGUACAUGUAUGACCCCGUGGAGGAAGAACGACAGCGGCAGGAGCGAGCUCGGCAGGAGGAGGACCGCAGGGCGAAAGACAGCGAGCAGCACCCCAAGCAGAUUGAGCAGCUCCUGAAGGGCGUGGAGCAGAUCACUGACUUCUGCCGGACCAUGGAACGGCCCCGGACGGAGGAGGAGGCGGCGGCGGGAAAGGGUGGAGCCGAGGAGAGAGACGGGGAAGGCGCACAAAUGGACGAUGCGGCCAUUCUGCAACAGUCGGCGCAGAAACUACGAAAGGUCAUUCUUGAGCUUCAGGACACUGAGAGAGCAUAUGUCAAGGACCUCAACCUUCUGGUGACGAGAUACUUGGAGCCCCUGCAGAGCGAGUCCUUUCUCACUGCAGAUGAGAUCGAUGCUCUGUUUGGGAACAUCAAAGAGAUCAUCAAAUUUCAGACUGUCUUCCUCAAAAGUCUGGAGGACUCAACUGACGUUCCUGAGUAUGAUGCGUUUACUGACCCAGCCCAAUUUAAGCGCGUCCUGUUCUCCAUGGGCGGAGCCUUCCUCUAUUACAUGGACCACUUCAAGCUCUACAGCGCUUUCUGUGCCUGCCACUCUCGCUCCCAGAAGAUCCUGGACCCGGCCCGCGGCAACAAGGCACUGAUGGAGUUCCUUGAAGCCAGGAACCCCAAGAACCAGCAUUCUUCCUCCUUGGCCUCCUAUCUCAUCAAACCCAUACAGCGCGUCUUGAAGUACCCUCUCCUCCUUCAUGAGAUGAGGAGUCAACUGGAUGGGAACAGCGAGGAGCACUACCACCUGUCGCAGGCCCACAAGGGGAUGAGCCAGGUGGCUGGCCAUAUCAACGACAUGAUGCGCGUCCACGAGGAGUACGGCGACAUCUUUGACGGACUUGUAUCCGAGCAAUACCACGUCAAGAAGGAGUCGUUGUUAACGCAGCUGGUCACACGACUUCACGAUGCACACAAGGUUGCUGAUUUAGCAAUGGAUGACCUUGUCAUGUACAACACCGCCCUCUGGCUGAACAGCCAGGAUGACCUGGGAAAGGUCAAGCGAGGCAAGGAGCCAGAGGUCGUUAUAUUUGUUUUCCGGCCAGCUGUGGUGAUCAUCUGCAAGGAGAGGACCAAGAAGCAGCGCAAGGCGUCCGUGAAGGGCAACAGCCAACUGACUGAGGACAUCAUCCGCUUCAAGUGGAUGAUCCCGGUGUCCAGCAUGCAGGUCAAGGAUGCCAGUGUCAGCGAUUCUGACUACUUAAGCCUGUGGGAAUUAGCACACACCAAGAGUGAGGGAAAGUCCGAGAAGUUCUUCCAGUUUUCCUGCAGCACAUCGGAGUUGAAGUCUCUCUUUGUCAAGACCAUUAAGCAGAUAAUCCGUGACCACAAAUACAACAAAAACACCACCACCAGUGGGAAGUUCACCCUGGGCCGUCCUAAGACCUACACCCCCUACAGUGGCAAGCGUUUGGAGGGGCUAUCACAGCCCAGACGGACCCUGCGCAAGUCUCUCCAGCGCGGCGAGUCCAGCCAGGCCGAGGGCUCGCAAUGCAGCGAGGAACGGUCCAGUGGAAGUGGCUCAAUGAAGGGGGACCGGUCAGAAGGGGACCAGUUUGACUCACUGGAGACGGACUCCAACAGCACGGGGCAGGGUAGCAUGGGGAUCAAGAGGCGCACCAGCCUGGACUCAGGGAUGCACUCCAAUGACUCCAGCUCCCUCACGGGCAGCAACCGCGACAGCGACCCGCUCAACACCAACGUCAACAACAAUGUCCAGCGGAUGACCCAGGAGGACGACUCGGUCUUUGGCUCGCCAAGCUGCCCCCUGACCCCCAUGAGCGAGGGAGGGGAUUGGGCAGCAGUGAGCAAGCCCUCCCCGGUUCCCCUCUCCCAGAAGGAGAUACAGGAACGCCUUGCCAUGAUGGAUCUGUCGGUCACCGAUGACAGUAUGCCAAGAAGCUCCGAAUCCGACAUCGCAAGUGCCAAUCGGACUCUGAGCAUGAGCGGGGGUGCCGUACCUGUGUCCAACCGAAGCCGGCGGCAGAGGCUGAGCCAAAGGAGCUCACUGUACGACAACAUGAAGUGCGACUCAGUCGAAGAGGAAGAGGAAGAAAUCAAAGACACAACAGACGCAAACUCCAAUGUCGUUCCUGGAAUUCCGGGCUCUUAUGCCAAUGAGCAAAGCAUGACAUUGUAGAUGUAAGAAGUCACAGCCAACAGACGUCCUUCCAUCGCUGUAAGGUGCUUCUCGGCAAGAUUUCCAGUGUCGCAAGGAUUUGUUUGGACAACCAAAUAGUUUGUGCCGGUCUCACAAAGACAAGUCUGGUGUCAGUUUGAUGUGAUUCUUUGUCUGAAAUCGCUGAAGAUGUGAAAUUAAUUUCUUUCACCUCGGAAGCAGAUUUGUCAUUCUUGAGACAAAAGGGUUGCUGCAGGAUGCUUCUUUUUACGUUAACCUCCAGAGUUGACCUCACCUUUUGAAAUCAAGUGGAGACCACAUUGGCAAUCCUGUAUAGUUUAUCUCUUGUACAUUUUGCAACAGGUGUAAAUUAUAAAGAUAGGAAAACUCUCGCUUUUAUCAUCUCAAGAUAAAGGAAUGGAUUCUUAUUGCUUUAAAUACACAAGGUCAGUAUUUCUCAAACAUGUGUAAAGAUUGUACGUUUGAGUUUUUUGGGGGAAAGGUUGGCAGCGUUCAAUUUUACUGUGCUAAAGAAAGAACAAUGACAGUAAAGCGGCAACAAAUAUAAAUAGUGUAUGUACGGAAAACUGCAGCAUUUACAUUGCAUUGCAAAGGGGAAAAACUAAUUUGAAACUGGACUGUGCCUUGUGUAAACUGCUGGGAUUUUUUUGCAGACGGGGAAAAAAAUGGAAAGUUUAUAAAGAAUAUCAGUAUUUUGUGACUUUAAGUAAUCAUCCUGUACGAAUGUAUAGGGAUUGCAAUAAAUGCAAUGUAAAGGAAAUUUUUAUAUCACAUUAAUUGCCUUACAACUAUACUCGGGAAAUUGAAAGUUUUUUCUCAGUUGAACAACGACAUUUUUUAAAGAUAAGCUGCAGCAUACAGUCACUUUGAUUUGAAAUUACACAGAGAGCUGAUAAUAUGGUAUCACUUGUAAAGGUUUUUGUAUUUAGUGAGAAUGUCAGAUACAGUGAUCAAAUUUUUGAUCAAAGUGUCAUUCAGUAUCAACAGAAAAACUGAUUUGAUACAUCCAGAACACGAUUUCUGGUCUUUAAUUACUGAAACAUACUGUGGACAAACUCGUCACAGACAGGAAGCAUCACUGUACAGAUAAUUUACGAUAAAAAAAAUCAUGUUUCUGCUCCUUUUUUCCGGAAGUAAUACUACUCUUGAUUUUUUUGUGCUAUUCCUAUAGGUCCACAGGGUACCUUCACACAGAGGUGUGGGGGAUGUUAUUAGGGACUUUACCAAGCGUCUUGCUGCUACUUGAUUUGUGCAUCUGAUUUGCUGUAACAUUUUAUACUCAUAGCUAUAAGAAUUGUCCGUGUGAUUACAAAUCUCUUACCAUUUCGUCAAAGAAAAAGGACCCACAUUUUUCACACAUAAAAUGUCAUAUGAAAAAAAGUCAAGAGAAUUUCUUCAGACACUUGACACAUAUCUUUGCCAGGUAUUUUUUGACACAUUUUUGAUCCACCCCUUUUGGAAACUCCAGUUUCACUGGAAUUUGGGAUAAAAUUGGUGUUGCAUUGGUUGUGCAAUAAACAUCGAAGAAAUUUCCAGACCCUCUAUAGCUUAUAUGCAGUAACGUGUUACUUCUUUUGUUAACAAAAAGUACGUCAGUAGGAAAUAACGUUGGUGUUUGAUGUGCAUUUCUGUUUGUUGUUGUUUUUUUUUUUUUCUUUUUUUUUACAUGAGCUUUUAUAUUGAAACUGUGCUAAUAGAACCCUACUCUUUCAUACUUGUUUGCUUUUUUCCUUUCAAUGUACCUUUUUUUUUUACAAUAUUGUGUCAUGUAAAUUAUGAUGUAAUUAUAUAUCUUCUGUUGUUUUAUUUAUGAAUCAUUAUUUUGAAUAUGUAUUAAUUUCUUUAGUUCAGAACUCUUCCCUUCCGACACUGCAUUGUUCUGUAGAAAUGUCUCCCCGUCUUCAUUUUACUUCAAACAUUUUUUAAAUGGCUACCCUUGAAGAGUGUUUUGAAGUCAAACGAGAAAAUUGCAAGCUUUUCUCAAAGCGUUGUGGCGGUCAUAAUAUGAGAAAAAUAAGAAGAAAAAGCACCCUAGGACUUCCAGGAUCAACCAAAGUUGCCUUAGAAAACAAGAUGCUGACGUUGAGAUAUAUGCAGCUUUUUAUCACUGCUAUUUUGCCAUGAAUUUAAGCGCAGUUGAACCAUGUUUUUAAUUGAAGGAAAGCAAUAUAAUCUCGAUUACCUUUUCCUUAAAAGUAUAGCAUGGGCUCUUCUCAAAGGACUCAAGAAAAGUAAAAAUAAACCCCAAUCUUUUUUUCUGAAAAUAGCUUAAUUUGAUCAUGUGCAGGCAAAGAAAAGAAACUGUAAUGUGAGUUAAAUAAACAUUGGUGUGGAAACAGAUUUUAAAGAAAUUUUUAAAAAUCCAUUAUUGAAAGCUUAAAUUUCCUUAUCUCAAGAGUGUAACUUUUUAUUCGAACAAACUUUCACCUAAAUGUGUCAUACCUUGGAAAUGUCCGGGACAAAUAUUCUACAGAAAUUCCCGUUCUUGUGAAUGCACAAUGACCUCAAAUAUUGAGGGGGAAAUAAAGCGGCCAAGAACGGUUACCACUCUACAGUCACCGAGUCCAAUGAAUGGAUACCUACCGCAAUAAACAAAGGCAUGCAGAGGGUGGAUCUUUCGGCCCAAAAGUUGUCCCUAAUUUAAACCAUUCCCUUAUUUCAUGAAACUGCAAUGAUUUUAUCCACUAUGUAAUUUUAUAAUUGAUAAUAUAAAUAUGGCCAAAAUAUUGUCUUUCAGGCAGAUGUAAAAUACGCAGUGCCUCCAACCUUUGUGUUGCAAUUAGUAAAUUUGAAAAACAGUUGUAAAA